Messenger RNA from Pelobates fuscus (common spadefoot toad), 2589 nucleotides. RefSeq names its product somatostatin receptor 3 (gene SSTR3). The transcript is spliced from 2 exons. The record is from RefSeq and is a predicted model, not a curated record. Lineage: Eukaryota; Metazoa; Chordata; Amphibia; Anura; Pelobatidae. Gene Ontology annotation, molecular function: neuropeptide binding; somatostatin receptor activity. Gene Ontology annotation, cellular component: plasma membrane; neuron projection. Bases 769 to 1977 code for a protein of 402 amino acids. Gene Ontology annotation, biological process: neuropeptide signaling pathway.
GUAAAAGAGAGAACACAGUAGUGUUAGUUAUAGGAAUAAGGAAACUGCAUGUACCUGAGAGACUAACCUGUACCUGUGAAACAGACUCAAGCAGGACAAAUCUAAUCAACAGGGAAAUCCCUAAUUAACUGAUUGAUAAUGUGCAUACGUCUAACACAGUGAUACAAUUUUUUACACGCUCUCUGGAAUAUAGAGCCUAUUUAAUACCGGCUGCACAAUGAACCUUACUUUAUUCAGUUACCAAAGCUAUGAGAACACAGCAGCUUUUUAACAUUGUGUUGAAGAGAAUCACUAUUCUGCUUAUUCAUACAAAGGACCAGCAUCAAUGACAGAAAAUACUUCAGGUGCACUGCCAAUGCAUUACAGACAGCCUUAAUACGUCAAAUUGUUUAUGAUUUUACAUAAGAUCUUUUGAUAGGCAAUUUGAUAACAACAAGUUGAAAACUUUCAUCAAAUAUAUAAGUUGAUAGACACAUACACAACCAAAGAAAGUCCAUACCAAAUGGGCAUGGAGAGGAAUUAAAGAAUUGUCUUUUGACAAGGACAUUGUAAGUCUAACAAAAAAAAUAACUUCAAUAUUACAAAAUCUACAAAAGAGAGUAAAAGGCUAUAUAUAACAGUGGCGGAAAACAUGAGCCUUGUUUCAAAGACAUUCAGACCAAACAUGGAAUUAGAAAACCUCCAAAUAGUUUUUCAACCAAAGAAAGCGUUUACAGGAGCAGAGAAAGUGUGCGUCAAAUAAGUAACAUUUUAACCUUUCACUGAGAAAUGACCCCAACUUCUCCAACAACUCUCCUUGCAAGCUCUUUUGCUGAAAUCAACACAACCUUGUAUUCCAAUGCUUCAGCUCCCCAAAGCCUUUCUGCCCCAGGACUCAUCAUUCCACUUGUCUAUCUGGUGGUAUGUGCAGUAGGGUUAUGGGGCAACACUCUAGUUAUUUACUUGGCAUGGCGCAGUCCUGCUGGACAGAACUCAGUCACUGCUCUGUACAUCCUAAAUUUGGCCCUAGCAGAUGACCUUUUUAUGUUGGGCCUACCAUUUCUGGCUGCCCAGAAUGCUCUGUCCUAUUGGCCCUUUGGCUCUCCGGUAUGUCGUAUAGUAAUGACUCUGGAUGCAGUCAAUCAAUUUACUAGCAUAUUUUGUCUAACUGUAUUAAGUUUGGAUAGAUAUCUAGCUGUAGUUCGACCAGUCCAAUCAGCAAAGUGGAGAAGACCUAGAGUGGCCAAAUGUGUAAAUGUAACAGUGUGGAUCCUCUCUUUCCUGGUUGUACUGCCAGUGGUUUUCUUCUCUGGCGUCCCAGUGAAUUCUGGAACUUGCCACAUUGCCUGGCCAGAGCCAGCCCAUGCCUGGAGAACUGGUUUCAUUAUAUAUACUGCUGCACUAGGCUUCUUCUGUCCAUUACUCGUGAUCUGCAUCUGUCAUAUACUAAUUGUGGCCCAACUGAGAUUAUCUGGACAACGAGUCAGAGUGGCCCCUAACCGGAGGCAAGGGCCAGAGCGCAAAGUAACCAAAAUGGUGGCCCUUACAGUAACUGCUUUCUUUCUGUGCUGGUUCCCCUUUUAUGCUUUGAACAUCAUAAAUUUAUUGUGGCCACUACCAGAAAGUCCUAAGUUAUAUGGGCUCUACACAUUUGUGGUGGCUCUUUCUUAUGCAAACAGCUGCCUAAACCCUAUUAUCUAUGCUCUUCUUGCUCGUCCUUUUCAAAGAGGUUUGCGGCGUGUUCUCUGUAGGACCUCUGUGAAGGUGGGUGAUGGAGUAUUGAGAGCCGGUAAUGAAGGGGCACAUGGUGAACUCAGCAGGGUUAGUGGCAUUUCUCAGGAAGUAAAGACUUUGAGAAUACAGCCUAGAGACGAAAAUGGAGAAAUGGUAGUGACAGAGGAUCAGGCACAAGAAGUAGGAACGUCUGGGCAAAAAGCUCUUCCGGAAGAGUUAGGGGCAUCUGAGAAAGAAAACAUGCUGGGCAUAAGUUACUUGUAAAUCAGAAAGCUUGUAAAUGUCAGAAACUGCAGUGUUUGUGGAAAUAAACACUUUUGACUCUGGGAAAUAUUAAUCCUUAAAAAAUUGAACAGACAAUAUAAAAUUAAUUUUAUUACUAACAAAAUGACUAUCGGCAUUCUAUGACUUUUCUAGUAUUUUAAGCUGGUACAGAUUAUCAGGAAUAAAGCAAAAACUAACGUACUUUCCAGUUAAUUCAUUUAAAAAUAUAUUUGAGGAAUCUAUGAAUCAGAUGAAGGAAGAGCAGAAUGUGAACAGUUAUUCUGUAUAGGUUAUUAUGUCUAUAUCAAGUGAGGCUGGUGAUCUUAUUUAAUGCUUAUUGCCUGUUGCUAAGACUGGUAUCAAUGAUGGUAUUUCAAGUUAUGAACAUCUGACGUAACCAAGCAACCCACCUUUGAAAUGAAAAGACGCACUUUGUUAAAGUCCUUGGGCAAUUCGUGAUAAACAACUAUUCACAUAUUUAUGAUUGUAGGUUCUGCAAAUCAGGAACUAACUAACCCAAAGAACUGAUGAUGAGAGUCAAAUGCUUGUUUACUAUAGGAGUUCAAAAACAGAUAAGCAGCAGAAAAUAGGGAUUCGACUAUUUAGUCGUUU